AUGGACUACAGCGCCUCUAUACACGAGACCGAGGACCCGGCGGCAUCUCCCUGGGGCAACACUCCAGGCUCAUCUCCCCAGCAUGACCGCACCACGUUUGCGAGCCUCACGGGUGAUGCUCCUGUUCCCGCUUUCCCGUACACCCCGCAGUCGUCCAACGGCCUGGGACCAAGUGGUGACGAUGUCUUUCCGCAGUCUGGCUCAAUAACUCCUGCGGCCGGCGGAGGGAGCGAGCAUGAGGAUGCGGGAUUGACUGCAUCUUCAGAGUCUGGCACCGUGCCUCCAUCUGAGGCCCCUCAGUCAGCAGCUUCAACAGAGGUGCCACCAGAGGAUGCGCAACAGCCUCGGAAGCCUCCACAGCCCCAAUUCCGGCUGCAGGCAAAGAUUACAGGCCUGGAACGAACGGGAAAGAAGGAUCCGAUACUGCGAUUUGACGUUCACACCAACCUGCCUCGAUUCCGCACCACCCAGUACCGAGAUGUCCGACGUUUGCAUUCCGAGUUUGUCAAGCUUGGAGAGCACCUGAUAUCUGCAAACCCCGAAGCUCUGGUACCGGCUGUCCCUCCCCCUAUUACAUCGGCUGGCGCUGGUACAGAGGAGGAUGAAAACCGAGUCAAGGCCCUGAUGCAGCGAUGGUUCAACUACGUGUGUGGGAACGAGGUAUUGAUGAGAGACGAUGAGAUGGUGCUUUUUGUUGAAAGCGACUUUGGCUACAGCCCGCUCGUGAAGAGAAAGCAGCCCGCAACUGGUGUUCGCAGGAAGAUUUUGAAGCAGUUUGCUCCGCCUCCCGAUGAUACCCCUGAGCUCGCAGAGGCUCGUCCUGUCGUUAAGCUGUUCUAUCUUGGUACCAUGGAUGCUGGCCACAAGGUCGACAAGCUCGUCAAGGCUAGGAGAGGCCUUGGACUUGUCGAGUCUGAUUACGGUGUGAAGCUUGGCGCCAUGCAUGUCCAGGAGCCGCACCCGGGACUGGCAAACGCCUACAAGAAGCUCGGUAGGGUGAUUCAGACUGUGGGAGACUACCACGCCGCUCAAGCCACGGCUGAGGCUGCCACCAUCGGCGACCCAUUCCAGUACCACUCGCAGGAUGCCUUUAUCGUCAAGGAGUCUCUCACCAACCGUCAAAUUCUCAUCCGCGAAUUCUUACAAGCCCAGGAGGUAACGCGAAGCAAGCUAAACGCUGCCGAUCGUCUCAAGGCCAGCUCCAGCGUUCGGCGAGAAAAGGUCGACGAGGCCAUCGCAGCCCUCGACGAAGCCCGAACAAACGAAACCCAGCUCUUCAACAAGACAAGUAGAGUUACCCAGAGCCUCGUUCAAGAACGCCGCAGGUGGUUCGACAGAACGGCCAGCGACCUGCGUCUGGAAAUUCGAGAACUUGUCCUCCGUGAGAUUGAGGCUGAACGUCGGUCACUGGCCCUCCUCGAGAGCGUGAGAGCGGAUAUCCGGUCCAUCGAUGCCUCUGGUGGCCUGAGCCGUCUGGGCCGUGAAUCUCAUCCUACCGUGCGACGAACGAGCCUCGCUGCCAGCCAGGGACCUAAGGGAGAUGCUUGGAGCGGCGUUCCUCGUCGGUCUGACGCCACCAGCCGCAGCACCUCGGGCGUCGGCAAGGUGGAGGAGGCUGAAGGUGAGGACGGCCAGGAGUCUGGGUCUGGUAAGCACGGAAGCGGGCUCGGCAACUUGGUCGGUCUGGAGGAGGAUGACGAGGACCGAAUUGACGCGAGAAAUGCGGCGAGCCGGUUGGCUACGAGCACCUUUUAA
Messenger RNA from Trichoderma breve, 1755 nucleotides. Its product is annotated as PX domain-containing protein. NCBI's taxonomy places the organism in Eukaryota, Fungi, Ascomycota, Sordariomycetes, Hypocreales, Hypocreaceae. The coding region runs from base 1 to 1755 and encodes 584 amino acids. Gene Ontology annotation, biological process: retrograde transport, endosome to Golgi; intracellular protein transport. Gene Ontology annotation, molecular function: phosphatidylinositol-3-phosphate binding. The transcript has 3 exons. The record is from RefSeq and is a predicted model, not a curated record. Gene Ontology annotation, cellular component: endosome; retromer complex; retromer, tubulation complex.